CACAAUGUCAUUUAUGUCAUGUGUCACAACAGUUCAUACCCAACAUAACCUCAAUACUAAGAGACCUAAAUAAAACCAAAUAAUUUGCAAAAUAUUCACUAAAAAUGUCGGCGAAAAACAUGUUCUUGAAGCCCGGGUUUAUCCGGGCACCAUUGCAGAACGGUGUGGGCCGAUAUGUGUGCCAGUUACAGCGAAUUGUGCUUAAAUUCUGCAAAUCUAAUGGCUCUAGUCGUGGAAUGAGAGAUUUCAUAGAACAAGACCUCGUAGACUUUGCUAAAGUGAACCCUGGUGUGGUUGUGUACUUGAAGCCUCGCAGACACAGAGGACCUGUUGUAGUUGCUGAGUAUUUAAACGGUGACCGAGUAUGGAUGAGCAUGUCCAACAAAACACACUCAGAAAUAACCAAAUGGAUUGACGUUCUACGCACCCAACAAGGUGACAACGCUACUACCCGUCUCCGUAAAUACCAGUACACCGACUAUCCAUCAGUCCAAGGUCCCUGGACUCCGUUCACACACAAGCUACCAGAGUUGAAUACUGCAGAGCUUCCCGACCCAGCGUUCGGAGCUAAUAAUAGAUUGCCAAUGUCAGCUACGGAACAGUUAAGGUUAAUGUUUGAAGCACAGAAGUUGUCGGGCAAAAGUGAGGAUUUAAAAACUGCAGAAUAAUUGUGUUUUUAGUGUAGUAGUGUGUAUAGUUAUUUAAUAAAGUUUUAUUAGUAAGAUUUA
This is a messenger RNA of Helicoverpa zea (corn earworm), 728 nucleotides long. RefSeq names its product 39S ribosomal protein L43, mitochondrial (gene mRpL43). Gene Ontology annotation, cellular component: mitochondrial large ribosomal subunit. Gene Ontology annotation, biological process: mitochondrial translation. Gene Ontology annotation, molecular function: structural constituent of ribosome. Lineage: Eukaryota; Metazoa; Arthropoda; Insecta; Lepidoptera; Noctuidae. Bases 105 to 668 code for a protein of 187 amino acids. The transcript has 3 exons. The record is from RefSeq and is a predicted model, not a curated record.